AUGAAGUUGGGCAUCGUCCAGACUGUAUUCAGUCUGCAACCCAACAUUACCUCGCUUUUCGGGCCCCAUCUCUCCUCCGACGCCCUCAUCGUUCCACCAACGACGCCCGAUUUCCCGGCCCAGCUCCAGCAACGAUGGACCGACGUAAACGCACCAUCGUAUGAUCUUGGCGCAAUCAAGCCGGCCACAGAGGACGAUGUACAGUCAAUCGUCAAGAUUGCGAGCGAUAACAGCCUGCCAUUCUUCGUCAUUGGUGGAGGCCAUGGUAUUUCAAACUACAGCACUUUCGGCGGACUGGCCAUCGAUAUGGGAGGUUUCAAGUCGGUGUCUUUCUCGGACGACAAGUCACGUUUGACGAUUGGCGGGUCAGUCAAGAUCUUCCAGCUCAUCAAGCCUCUAUUUGAUGCGGGUCGUGAGCUGCCUCUGGGGUCGUGUGAAUGUGUCGGUGUCGUGGGUGCAACUCUUGGUGGCGGUAUUGGAGGUCUGCAGGGUGAGCGAGGCUUGCUGCUCGAUGCAUUGGAAUCCGUGAACAUUGUCACGUCAAAGGGCAAGCUAGUGGAGGCCUCAGCAUCAAACAACAAGGAACUCUUCUGGGCGCUGCGUGGAGCUGGCAGCAACUUUGGCAUUGUGACCUCUGCCACGUACAAGCUGCCAAAGAUCUCAAACGAUGGCAUGUACAUGAACGCCGACUUCUUGUUCCCAGCAGCCGCGAACAGGUCGUUCUUUGAGAUCUUGAAGGCUACGGAAAAGGAGAUGUCUUCGAAGCUCGCGAUCAACGCUGUAGCGGCGUAUAAUCGUCAGGUUGGCGCACCAAUGCUCGCAGUCAACGCCAUCUACUACGGUCCCAUGUCCGAAGGCAGGAAGCUGGUCGAGUCCUUCGAGAAGAUGCAACCCAUGAUGUCCAACGUCACCAUGGUACCCGCCUGGGACAUUAUCGAUGCGGCCUUCUUCCGGUCAUUCGGUCAGGACAAUGGUGCCUGCACACCGAACCAGCACAUCAACAUCUAUAGCGUGGUCCUCAGACAAAUUCAUACGCCUACAUUCGAGUCUUUCUUCGGUCAGCUGGUUCGAUUUUGGGAUGACCACCCAUCUUUCCAAGGCCGAUGGUUGAUGCAGCGAUACGCUACCGACGGCCCACUGGCGACCGCUGAUGAGGCUUCUGCGUAUGGCCAUCGUCAUGCCAAGAUGUAUAUGAACUUCGAAGGCUUUUACGAAGACCGAAGCCUCGACGACGACGUCAACGAGUUCUGGACCAGCGCACGAGAAGCUUUCACCAAAACUGGCGGUUACGGUCGCCUCUCUGUCUAUCCCAACUAUGCUCGAGGCGAUGAAGGUGCCGAAGCAUGGUAUGGCGAAAGUCUACCACGGUUGCAAGAGGUCAAGCAGAAAUACGAUCCGGAGGGACUGUUCAGCGUUCACAAUCCCAUCCCCUUGAGGCAGCCACAUAGAGAUCUUGUAUAG
This is a messenger RNA of Zasmidium cellare ATCC 36951, 1461 nucleotides long. RefSeq lists its product as uncharacterized. Gene Ontology annotation, molecular function: oxidoreductase activity; FAD binding. NCBI's taxonomy places the organism in Eukaryota, Fungi, Ascomycota, Dothideomycetes, Mycosphaerellales, Mycosphaerellaceae. Bases 1 to 1461 code for a protein of 486 amino acids. The transcript is spliced from 3 exons. The record is from RefSeq and is a predicted model, not a curated record.